CGGAUUCCGACGUGCGUAACGUCGUGCCAAAUUUUAAGUAUAUAAUCACCCCUUAACACUUUUUCCCCGUUUUUUCAUUACCCACUCCGCUCCUCCUACUAUUCUCUUUCUCCAAAGCCGUAACUCCUCCGCCCUCCUCCCUCACAACCCAUUCUCCUAUCAAUGUCUUCAACAAGUAACACUUCCUUCCGCGGUAGCAUUCGCGGUAGGGGAAGCUUUCAGCGUUCUCACUCUCGAGCAUCACCGGAAUCGCCAUCUACCACUACCCCUCAGUCUAUAUUCAAUGCCGGUGGCGACUUGGAGGCUAAGGUCGAGGUCGAGGUCGAGGUCGAGGGCGAGGGCGAGGGCGGAGGAGGCGCCGAAGGAGGAGACGGAGUUUCAACGGAGGCUAGUGCAGUGCCAUACGGGGAUCUUCCGCGCUUGAUCACCAAGGCCGAACUGAAGGGCGAACAAGCUGUCCUAAACACAAUUAAAGGCAUAAUCAAAGAAAGUUUUCAUGGGCCGUGGAAUACCUACACAACCGCCCCCAAGGAAGUUCGUCAGCAAUGGUGGAACCUGUUUCGUCUUCGUUACACCUGGUUGCCUGGGGCAUACCCGGCAGACACUGAAAAAAUCAUGAGGAGCGCCUUUAACACCCGUGGGUUCGUAUGGUUGACGAAGAGGUUCAUGAAUGCACGAAACAAAAAUAAGAAGCCGAGUUUUGUGGGAGAAGAUCACUGGGAAACGAUGGUUAAGUAUUGGGCAAGUCCGGAUUUUCGAGCAAAGAGCGUGAGGUCGAGCAAGAACCGAAACACGAAGAAGGCAAAGCAAAGGCAAUAUUAUGGGGGGUGUCGUUCUGUGAGCGAGCACAUCAAGAAGAUGGAGCAAGAGGACAAAGUCGUUCCAAAUCAACUCAAGGUCAUUAACCGCUUGCUUGUGAAGAAGGGUUCCCAGCCGAGAAUUUUAAUCAAGAAAGACUACAAGGAGAAGCUCCUUCUAAAGAAGCAAGCCGCAUCCGGAUCGGGGUCCAAUUCUAUAAGUCUUGAUGAUGUUGCUGAGGAAGAACUAGAAGAUGACCUUGGGUUGUACGUCGAGGUGGUGGGGAACAACAAGAACCGGGUCUUCGGGCGGGGCUGUGAAGCUGGAUCCUCGGAAUCACUUUCCUCGGGAGGCACUAGUCAUGAAGACUACGCUGCCCGGCUGAAGACCGAAUUGGAGCUGAAAUUGGAGAAAAAAUUUGAAGCAAAAUUUCAGGAAAAAAGUGCCGAUUUAGAGAAGAAAUAUCAGGCUCAAUCCCAUGAUUUGUUAAGUCAAUUUCAGGGGUUGAAAGAGUCGGUCAAUUAUUUGACCCAAGGCCUUAGUUUCCAGUUGGCUUUUGGGUGGGCUGGUUUAUGGUUUCAAUUUGAAAAGUUGAAUGAGGAGCUGAUUUUUAGGCUUGUCCCUCGUUUCCUCCGUCGGUGGAUAACUCCAAAUGAACCUCUGGAUAAGCAUGUAAUCCUUACAGUUGGAGCCCUUCACCAAGUUGAUUCAGCUGCACCUCGGGCUGCAGCUAAUGCAUGGAACGACAAGUUUGCACCUUUACCAAAACCCUUGCCGGUGGUCAACGUAGGAGGCCCUUCGAGUAACCUUUAUUCCAUCACUCAGUCUUGUGAUGGAGCUAAGGAUUCCACAACUGAAAAAGCAUGGCAAGUAAAUCAAGAUGAAAACCCUAAUGACUUGCAAGUAAGAGAUAAAAGGCAGGUCCAUACUGAUUCCAUGGAUGUCACUCUCCCUAUUAUCAUCAACAAGAGCAGUAUGAUCUUCACCAAGUUGGACCUCAUGAUAAUUGAUGAUAAAGUAGAAGAUCAGGCAGGAGGAGACCUUCAAAAACAGUAUGAGAUGCUAAAGCCGAUUUUUGAACAACACAUUAGCGAUGACUUUGAGAAUUCUCUUUGGAUGAUCAAGGAAGCGUUACGCUCGCCUUUUGUUAAGGAUAAGAUUCAACAGGGGCUAGUGUCAACACUUCGGGGGAAGGCACUUAAAGCAACAAGGGAUGCUAUGAAGAGUGCACAGUGUAUAAGGGCUAUCAAGCUGAAAGGUACGCAUCAUCCAGUUCUUCUAUGCUGUGCAAACAUUGACGUACCUAUCAUUACGCCAUUGUGCGAACAUCUAAUUGACUACGAGUUAUAGGGAGGACUACUCGGUUUUCUUUCUCCUUAUCUUCUGUUGGAUGUCAUUUGGGGACAUAGAUGUUUUUUCUUAUAUGGAUGGUAAUUAGCAUGGACUACAUUCAACAAGGGCAAUUGUCUCUUUGGAAACAACAAUUUACUAAUGGACUAUACUCUGGCAGUCUUUAGCCAAAUUGGUUCAGGA
Messenger RNA from Cuscuta campestris, 2331 nucleotides. The record is from the annotation of a GenBank genome assembly. Lineage: Eukaryota; Viridiplantae; Streptophyta; Magnoliopsida; Solanales; Convolvulaceae.